CACACCCUUACCAAGGAAAGAGAGACAGAGAGAAAGAGAAAUGGGUAAUAGCUUAAGGUGCUGUUUGGCUUGUGUUCUUCCUUGUGGAGCCUUAGAUUUGAUCCGUAUAGUUCAUUUAAACGGCUACGUUGAGGAGAUAACUCGCCCAAUCACUGCUAGUGAGGUUCUUAAAGCCCACCCUAAUCAUGUUUUGAGCAAACCUUGUUCUCAAGGAGUUACCCGCAAAAUCUUAAUCCUUUCGCCGGAAUCUGAGCUCAAAAGAGGCAGCAUAUACUUCCUUAUUCCGGCAUCUACCUUGCCGGAGAAGAAGAAGCAGCAAGCAGCCAAGAAAUCCUUCAAGAAGACCAAAAAAUGCAACACUACUACAAGUUCUACAGAAGACAAUCAUAUAUCAGAUUGUGACCGUUAUUUAACUGAUAUUAUCUCAUCAUCAAAAAAAUCUUCACGUCGUGGUGACCGCCGGACUGGUCGUGUCGGAGUAUGGCGGCCUAAUCUCCAGAGCAUAUCCGAAGACUAACAUUUUUUUCCGGUGUCGGAAUCUGACAUCCCCGGUACAAUUAUGCAAUGGGGACGUUUUUUUAUUGUACGUGGGGUUAUUGGAAUUGUGGAUAAGUUUUUUUCUUUUUUUUUUUUUAAUGUUUCGGUCUGCGGGUAAUAGUUGCAGACUCUGAAUUUUCACUGUGGAUCAGAUCUUGAUCCGUUUGAAUAUAGAAGCAAGAGAAAUCGAUAUCGUUUGGACUAAAUGAGAAAUUGUAUGAAUCUCAUAGAGAAAAUUGUAAGUAAAUAUGUUCUGUUUUUUUGUUUUUUUUUA
Messenger RNA from Jatropha curcas, 811 nucleotides. RefSeq lists its product as uncharacterized. The record is from RefSeq and is a predicted model, not a curated record. Lineage: Eukaryota; Viridiplantae; Streptophyta; Magnoliopsida; Malpighiales; Euphorbiaceae.